UUUGAGAGUUGCUAACAACUGACCCCGAGGUUGUUCUUAUUAUAUCUUUCGGCCACACUUCCUUUCUCCGACUCUAAAUCAAGGCAUCAAUCAAAUCAAUCAAUCAAGCAAUGUCUUCCCGGCGAUUGCUGUAUAUUCGUAGUCUAUGUCGAACAGCAGAAGUUGGAGAAUUUUCUUAUUUGAUUCGAAGUGUGAAAAACUACUCCUAUGCUUCAAUCACUGACAAUAAAUUAUGUAAAUCUUCUUCUUUCCUGAUGCAUGGACAGAAUGACUCUUCAUGGAACAAAGAAGUUUUCCAAAUAUAUCACCGAAGCAUUUCUUCUUGUCUAAGAAAAUGCAAUGACAAUCAGUCUUGGGCAUCUAAAACCACAAAUUCUCAAAGCUGUAUGGCGGGUUUGAGCAACAUUAGAUUCCUAGCAACACAAGCAAAAUCCCCUAGUCAAGCGCGACAAAUGGGAUCAUUCCAACUUGCAACGUCAAGUCCAGGACUUAUAUACGAGGCUUAUGCACCCCGGGAGCCGGUUUCCUUUUUCCGGAGAUGGUUCACGAGGGGUGGUUGGAAAAGAACAAAAGAAGAUAUUAUGUUGGAGCUGAAAAGUGCUUAUGCUAUUGCUAAAUUACGGAAAACUGGCUACUCAAAGCAGAAAUUCUAUGCAGAAGCAGUGCAAUUAUACAAAGAGAUAAAUACUCAUAUUGCAGAAGGCGAUAAAACAUCCUUGAGAAAGGCAGUAACUGAGAACAUGUAUUCCGCUCUUAAGAAUGAAAUAAAGCAACGUGAGACUAUAUGGAGCAAGGUUCACUGGGAACUAAUAGAAACAUCUGUUAAAAUCCGUACACUAAGAGCUCGGAUGAUUGGUGUUGAUAGAAAUGACCACAACAAGGUGUUUAUACAGCUGACUCUUGAGUUUCAGAGUAAGCAGAAGUUUGAGGCAUAUAAUCUAAAGGGUGUUGCUGUGGCAGGAGACAAGACCAAAGAGGUGAAUGUACGAGACAUAUGGGUCUUUGAGAAGUCUCUUUUUCAGAAGGGAGCAUAUUGGCGUCUCUGCGGUCGCAUUAAACUGUAGUUGCUUGUUACUGUAUUUUAUUAUUCAACAACUCCUCAUCAGGUAGAGCUUCUGCUGGAUGGAUGGAAAUUCUAAAAUAAUAAUAAUAGACUUUUAUUAACUUGGGUUUUCUAUCAUUGUUGCUGAGUAACAGUUAUGUUGAAUGAUUUUAUCAUCAAGGUGACUAAAUUUUGCAUAAUUAGUUAUGGAUUGGACAAUUAUUUUGA
Molecule: messenger RNA, 1270 nt
Organism: Impatiens glandulifera
Lineage: Eukaryota; Viridiplantae; Streptophyta; Magnoliopsida; Ericales; Balsaminaceae
Exons: 13
Coding region: 111-1064 (317 amino acids)
Cellular component (GO): mitochondrion
Source: RefSeq, a predicted model, not a curated record